Molecule: messenger RNA, 2393 nt
Organism: Mytilus californianus (California mussel)
Lineage: Eukaryota; Metazoa; Mollusca; Bivalvia; Mytilida; Mytilidae
Exons: 5
Coding region: 25-1584 (519 amino acids)
Molecular function (GO): protein binding
Source: RefSeq, a predicted model, not a curated record
ACAAUCUAAUAUGUGAAACGACUUAUGAUCAUAAACCCGGAAGUUAUAAAAAUGUUUUAUGAAACAACAUGUCAUGAAUAUUCUGUUGGAAGUUUUAUCGACAGAUAUCAGAAUGAAAUGCCACAGUUGGUCAUGGUUAAACAUGGUUACCAAGGAGAAACUGGAAACGACACCUUAGAUACAGGACAGGUACUUAGAAUUCAUGGUGUAUACAAACAAACCAGAAUUUUAGCAAUAGUUAAAAAAGAUUCCAACAGAUGUUUUGGAUAUGGAGAUAUUUCAGUCAGUAUCCCUCAAGAUUGUAACAUACCAGUCUAUCUUAUCAAAAGAAAUAAUCCAGUGAAAUGUUCAGCAUUGCUACAUGAAGUUAUUGCUAAACAUAAACUACCAGUCGAGGUCAAGUGUGACACCGCAGAGGAACCGGAAAUAACAUUAAAAGGUCGUAAAGCACGUUUAAUCGGAGACAUAAGACUUAAAUUGAUACAAGAAAGCGAUUUGAAAUACAUGUAUGGAAACCCAGUAAAUAAAGGACAGUUAUAUCGAAACGUUGUUUCCAUACCCUAUCACAUGACCUGUUUGACGUUGUCUGUCAUAACAGGGUUAGAAAAUGGUAACCAAGACUACUGGGCGUCCAUUUUACAUUCCAUGACGUAUACAGCAGACAAUUAUAUAAAGUUUGACGGCCAAAUGGGUGGAAAUGAUUUUCUGACGUUCCCUACAUCAGCUACAGCUCCAAUGGAAUAUGAUUUUAUUGAGACCAAUAAAUCUUAUUUGACAACUAAUAGGAGAAAAGACCCAACUUAUGUAUCAACAAAGUCUUCCAUCCAAGAUGAACAUUUCUAUGAGGAAAUCCCAGCUGAUAGAGUGAAGUCCGAACAGCUUAAUAUAUCUAACAGAACAAAGGUGUAUUCAGAGGACAGUGACAUUACUGAAACUACAAAUCUUCCAUAUGAAAAUUUAAAUAAAAUAAGUAUUCCAAACAGAACAAUAGUGUCUUCAGAGGACUGUGACAAUACUGAAAUCCCAAAUCUUUCAUAUGAAAAUUUAAAUAAACUAAGUAUUACAAACACAACAAAAUUGUCAUCAAAAGUGUCUUCAGAGGAGGGUGACAUUACUGAAAUCUCAAACCUUCCAUAUGAAAAUUUAUAUAAACUUAGUACCGUUAUCGCUAAAUCAGAUUCUGGUGACUUACAAACUCUGGCAACAAAUACUAUAACUGACUUAGCAUUUGAAAACCAGGAGUAUCAAAACACACCAACGUCAGAAAGCACAAAUUGUGACUACGAAAUAAGGAAGAAACUGGAUAAGACUUCGCGGAAGAUAAAUAUCGUAAAUACAAUAUCUUGCCCUCCUGAUGUGGAGAAUUUGUCAGUUCAAGAAUUAGGACAGUAUUUACAUGUUUUGAACUUGGGAAAACACGAAGAAAGUCUUUCCGAUGCUCUCAUUGAUGGAUCUCUUAUCAAAGAACUGGAUGAAAACAUUCUUCGAGAGGAGUUUGGUUUCACACGAUUUGAGGCAAUAAAACUGAUGAAAUUUGCGCGAGAUGGAUAUUUGCCAAAAACUUCACAAGAAACCUUUUUAUAACGAUUGUUUGCUGAAUGUAUCGACAGCCGAACAAAAAAAAUCCUUAUUUUUUAUGUUAAAAUACCCUAUGCUUUACUUAGAUUGUGCUUUGCUUGAUCGCCUUAGAUCAGAAGAGACAGCAACUAACAAGUAUUUAGUCCGUAAAGUGUUUUGUCGAACAGUAUCUUAAUUAAACACGAUAGGCAUGAUAAGCAUACUUAUCAAAUCGAAACGUCAACAGAAAUCACUUUAUUACAUGUACAUAUUUGAAUUGUCGUAACUACAAUGCCAUCCUCUUUUCCUGGAUUUUGACUUCAGCGAAUGGGACUUAUCACAGUCUUUGUACUGACUAUGAACAACACGAAGGUUGCCACGUGUGGAGUUUGAUAAUCAUGCUUAGCCUUCCGAAGCACCCGAGUGUUUUGACUGCCGGAUUCUCUUUGACCUUUAAAUUUUAAACGUCUCUUUGAUAUCUUCCGCCCAUUUUUAUUUGAUUUAUUUAAUUAUACAGUUGUUUGAAUCAAGGCAGUAUUUUUAUGUUAUAGUUAUUGACCAAGCAAGAGGGUCAUUUAAUCAGCACGGCUCGGGUGACCCUACUUGACCAAAAAAACGUAGAAGUUCGGGUAAAAGGGUCAUCCUGACCGUGCAGAUAAAAUUAUAUAUACCGAUUUGAUUGUUCAAUAACUGUUUUAACGCACAUGAAGCCAUCAAUAAUCAUGACCGUUUUGGAAAUAUUCGGGCGAUAUUCAAUCCACGGCUCCUGUGAAAGUUUGCUUGUAGGGUGAAGAAAGGGGGAACAUUUAAGUAAUAAAAGGUUGGUAACUUUUAAA